AUGAAUGUAUUCAACUGGACCAUAACGUACAGAUAUGACAGCACCAUUCCGUCUCCUUACAGUAAAUGGGUGUAUUUCCGCCAGGAUGUCAAGCAAAAAGAACAACAUCACAAUUAUGCAGCGAAUAAAACGAAAAUGGUCGCUUGGUUUGUUUCCAACUGCAACGACAAAAACGGCCGACUCAAGUAUGCACAUGAUUUGCAGAAACAUGUUGGGGUCGAUAUCUAUGGCAGUUGUGGAAACUUGACUUGUUUGCGUGAAAACGAAGACCAAUGCUUUGACAUGCUUGACAAGGACUACAAAUUCUAUUUGGCCUUCGAGAACUCAAACUGCAAGGAGUACAUCACGGAGAAGCUGUUCCGGAACGCACUGCAACAUAACGUGUUACCAAUCGUGAUGGGAGCGCCGCCAAAAGACUAUGAAAAAUAUGCUCCGCAACGAUCGUACAUUCACGUCGAUGAUUUCGAGUCGCCGAUGAAACUGGCCGAAUAUUUGCAUGAAUUGAAUGGAAACGACGACAUGUACAAUGCGUAUUUUCAAUGGAAAGGCACUGGGGAAUUUGCUAAGCUCAAUCAUUUAUGUGAUGCGUGUGCUAUGUUGCACACUGGUGAAAUCAUCUCAACUCCGAAAUCGUUCGAAGAUGUGAAUAAGUGGUGGAAUGCACCAGGAAUUUGCACAAGGCACUCAUGGCGCAAUGUAAAUUCUCAGAAUUAA
This is a messenger RNA of Bradysia coprophila, 714 nucleotides long. RefSeq names its product glycoprotein 3-alpha-L-fucosyltransferase A-like. Lineage: Eukaryota; Metazoa; Arthropoda; Insecta; Diptera; Sciaridae. Gene Ontology annotation, cellular component: membrane. The record is from RefSeq and is a predicted model, not a curated record. Gene Ontology annotation, molecular function: fucosyltransferase activity.